This is a messenger RNA of Pocillopora verrucosa, 1342 nucleotides long. RefSeq names its product lymphokine-activated killer T-cell-originated protein kinase-like. NCBI's taxonomy places the organism in Eukaryota, Metazoa, Cnidaria, Anthozoa, Scleractinia, Pocilloporidae. Gene Ontology annotation, biological process: protein phosphorylation. The record is from RefSeq and is a predicted model, not a curated record. Gene Ontology annotation, molecular function: ATP binding; protein serine/threonine kinase activity.
CAAAGGCGGAAUUUUUGAAAUCUGACAACUGUAAACUGCUAAAAGGCAGAGAGGAGUUACUACUGUCACAGCACUGAGACCAUUUUGCGCCUCUUUUUCGAACAUGGGCGACCUCUCUACGCCAGUGAGCCAAAGAUUUGGAAGUCGCUUAUGCGAGGAGGCCGAAAUGUCACCCUACAAUGAGUCUCCUUUCAUGAUUCCUCCAUCUCCUUUCAUGACACGACUCGGUCAUGGCACGGGUGUUUCGGUUUAUCGAUUCAAACGCGAACCGAGCAACAACAGCAUUAGAUCGCCUUGGGCCGUGAAAAAAGUAAAUAAGAAGGCAAGAUCAGGGAUAAGCGAACGACUCGCUCUAGAAGCAAGCAUUUUGAGACAACUGAAGCAUCCAAAUAUUGUCGGUUUUCGUGCCAUCUCGGGGAGUGUGGAUGGCGAUCUCUGCCUUGCAAUGGAAGACUGCGAGAGAGCUCUCGAAGACAUUAUCGAAGAAAAAGCGUAUCUGGAAGAAGAUUUCACUUACGAUGAAAUGCUGAAAGUUUCUUGGUCUGUUGCCAAUGCCUUGAGUUAUAUACACAACGAAAAAAAGAUCCUCCAUGGCGAUAUCAAAAGUGGUAAUGUUCUUAUAAGGGGUGAUUUUGAGGCUGUCAAACUGUGCGAUUUUGGAGUGGCGCUGUGGUUGAAUGAUGAUCUGAGCGGACUGAAAAAUCCUGGAGGUAGAUACAUCGGCACAGAGCCGUGGAAAUGUAAGGAAGCUUUGAAGGGGGGAGUUAUCACAGAUAAGGCAGACAUCUUUGCUUAUGGUUUAUUAAUCUGGGAGAUGCUAGCUUUGAAUGUACCUCAUGUGGACUUGCUUGCAGACAGCGAUGAAGAAACUGACACAGGGUUGACCAGUGAUGAUGAGGAGGAUGAUGGUGCAUGUGACACAGAGGAAUACCUGGCAGCUUUAGGCACACGUCCCCCAUUACCUGCCAAGUUUGAAAAUGCAAAUUCAAUGCUUCCAGUCAUUGAAUUAUUUCACUGCUGCACCUUUGAAGACCCUAAAGAGAGACCAAGUGCUAAAGACAUUGUGGCAGCUCUAAAACCUGAGAUCUUAGCUAAUGAUAUCACAAUUUCAGAGUAAAGGGUAAAAAAGGAAAACAUGUUUUGCCUGUAACAAAUAUAGACUUUUAAAGGACUAGUAAUCAUUUUUUUAAUGCACAAAAUUUUUGUGGAAUGACUUAACACUGUAGAUACUAUAGUGCAUUAUUACAUGAUGACUAGAGGAGAAUGAAACUCAUCUGGAAGCAUUUAUUUGAUGUUAGAUUUCAUAGUCGGAAGCUUUUCAUUUAAAAUAUAGUAAAUUGUA